Salvia splendens (bonfire salvia) is the source of this 2425-nucleotide messenger RNA. Its product is annotated as putative pentatricopeptide repeat-containing protein At1g26500. The record is from RefSeq and is a predicted model, not a curated record. Gene Ontology annotation, molecular function: protein binding. NCBI's taxonomy places the organism in Eukaryota, Viridiplantae, Streptophyta, Magnoliopsida, Lamiales, Lamiaceae. The transcript has a single exon. Bases 130 to 1653 code for a protein of 507 amino acids.
UAUAUAGAGAGAUUUAAAUGAUUGGUAUCAAAAUUAAAUACAAGUCCCAUAUAAAAUCGAUUAUUUAAAUAUAAAACCUAGUUUAAAGUAGCAGAUUGCGUUCCCAUAUUCCUUCAACAAAUCAGAGCAAUGCUUCGACCUACAAAAUUCACCAGACCUUCCCUAGCCCUCCUCCACUUCCACUUCCAGUCCUUAACCGCCACCGCCGCCGCCGCUGUUGCGCCGCCAAACACUCGAACCCAGAUCGACGAAGCCCACCUCCUUCGAGUCUGCACAAUCCUCUACCAACAGCAAAAUUCUCCCGACGCAAAGCUGCACACCAAUCUCAACAAAACCCAAUUCCAUCUAACCCACGAAUUCUUUCUUCAAGUCUGCAACAAGUUCCCAUAUUCAUGGCGGCCCGUCUACAAAUUCCACCAAUUUUCCACUUCCCACCCGCACUUCGCCCACACCGCCACCACCUUCAACAAGAUCCUCGACGUCGUCGGAAAAUCAAGAAACCUCGAUCUCUUCUGGCCCCUCUGCAGAGAAGCCGGCGAGCGCCGCCUCGUCAAUGUCAAGACCUACAUAAUCGCGCUGCGCACAUUAGCCGCCGCGAGGGAAUUGAAGAAAUGCGUCGAGUUCUUCCAUUUGAUGAAUGGUUUUGGGUACGAGUAUAAAGUCGAGAUCUUUAACGCCGUGGUUGAGGUUUUGUGUAGGAACAAGCUUGCUGAUGAGGCAAAGCAUGUUGUGGUGAAGUUGAGGGAUUGGAUUAGGCCCGAUUCGGAUACCUAUAGGUGGUUGAUUCAUGGGUUUUGUGAAGUGGGAGAUUUGAUUGAGGCGUCGAAGCUGUGGAAUUUGAUGGUGGAGGAGGAGGGUUUGGAGCCUUGUGUUGAAGUGGUGGAGUUGAUUUUGGAGGGUUUGUUCAAGAGCAAUAAGUUUGGUGAAGGGUUGAAGCUUUUUCAAUCGAUGAGAGUGAGGAGGGUGGAGCGUUUGGGGCUGUCGACGUAUCGCCUUGUGAUAGAGUGGCUGUGUAGGAAGGGGAAAAUGGGGGAGAGUUAUGAGGUUUUUGAGGAGAUGAAGACGAGGGGGAUUGAGCCGGACAAUGAGAUACUAGGAUGGAUAGUGUAUGGGCUUAUGAGUAGGGGGAGAUUGAGGGAGGCUUAUGGAGUGUAUCAAAGUGUGGAGAAUGGGGAUGUGUGUGUGUACCAUGGGAUGAUCAAGGGGCUGUUGAAGUUGAAGAAGGCGGGUGAGGCGACAGAGGUGUUUAGGGAGAUGGUGAGGCGGGGGUGUGAGCCCACGAUGCACACCUACGUGAUGCUGCUGCAGGGGCAUUUGGGGAGGCGGGGGCGGAGAGGGGAGGAUCCGUUGGUGAACUUUGAUACAAUCUUCGUUGGGGGGUUAAUCAAAGCAGGGAAAUCAUUGGAGGCGACUAAGUAUGUGGAGAGAGCGAUUAAUAGAGGUGUUGAGGUUCCGAGGUUUGAUUACAACAAGUUCUUGCAUUACUUCUCUAAUGAGGAAGGUGCGGCGAUGUUUGAGGCUAUGGCUGUGAAGUUGAGGGAAGUUGGUUUGUUUGAUUUGGCUGAUAUAUUAGCUAGGUAUGGGGUGAAGAUGGCCACGAGAGAUCGAAGAAGAAACAGAGAUGACCGCUCACUUGCAUCAUCUCCUCAGUAAUAUUAAUGGUAAAAAAAAUGUGUCAGUUUGUGAAGAAUGGUUUUUGGCAGAGGAGUAGGCGCUGGUCGGUCCCGUUAUCUACGUCGAUAACCCUUGCUUCCCAGUGAAGACGAGCAGCAACAGUUUUUGCCAUCUCUAUCAGAUCGAUCUUGUCGGAAAUGACAACCCACCCCUGUCACGAUUAUCACCAGAUUUAAUAAAAAAAACAUUUGAAUGUGAAUAUUUGAAGCAUAUAAAACUCUUACACAUUACCUCAGGCCGGAGAAUUCGAUCCAUGUCGAAGAUCAGAUCGGUAAUGCUGCACUUGUCUGAAACCAGGUGGGAUAACAGACCCUUUGCAUGAAGCAUAUCGUAUGUCCGAGAAUAUGUAGGGAAAGGCUCACCCCUCACAAGUAGUAAUAUUAUUUCAGUAUCGCCACAUUUUAAGGAGACGUUUUGUUUUUGGACGAUAGAAGCAUUGGAUCUUACCAGUUAUGUACAACACCUGCAAAGCCUUGAUCAAGAAUGAAAGGGAGGGUGCUGCUUUCACCCAUAGGAACAACAUUCAUCACCCGCACCGAGUGCCCACCUUCCAGUAGGGCAGCGUUCAAGCCUCCGUAGCGGUCUGAGAAGAUCAAAGGAGAUAGCAAUGGCCAGUAGUUUCUCAGAGAGGAUCUCCAGAACUCCAGAUCUUGAGAAAAUUCUUGAGGAUGAAUUCCUGUAAAGCCAAGUUAAAUAAUGUAUUGAUAUGAUGUGAUUUAAGCAACUAAUUUAUGGCAUUACAUACCAUGGA